AUGGCUAUCCUUCCCAAUUUCGAGCCGUAUGUGCUCACUCCACUGGAUCAUAUUGCCUUUCCUAUUCAUAUGUCAUGUUUCUUCACCUUUCACGUCGAUGAGCUUUCGACCGCAAUUCCAGUUCUGCAAGCGGGCGUGAACCGACUUGUAGAGCUUUUGCCAUUCCUUGCCGGAAAUGUGACUCUCUCCACUCGGCUACAAGGGAAAAAGAAUGUGUACGAGAUGCAACCUUCAUCCGCCGAAUUCCUACAGAAGCAUCCGAUGCUAAAGAUUAAACACCAUGGGGAAGCUGUUUCCCCCAAAACGCCUGGUGUGUCCUUCUCAUAUGACACUCUGUUCAACGAGAAUUGGAUUCCAAUGUCGUUGGAUAUGGUAUCAGAGGAACUGGCUCCCAUGCUCAGGCUACAAGCCAAUAUCAUGCAAGAUGGUAUUAUCCUCUGCUACAACUUCCACCAUCGGGCUAUGGACGGCAUAGCGGUGGAGAAUGUGAUGAAGGACCUUGCGAAAUGCUGCAAAGGUCCUAGUCUAAGCGCUGAGUCACUGCGAACUAACCCUUACAAAGAGGCACAAAGUAGAGGUGUGAUUCGUGACGCGGGUAAUGGACAUGGUACUCCGAGCGAACUGCAUUGCCUACCUGCCCCGAUAGCGAGCUUAUCAAGCCCACUUGUUAGCAGAAUGCUGAAAUUCGAUGUUGCGAAGAUUCAGCAUUUGAGGGAAGAGUGCAACUCUUUGCUACGUCAACGAUUGAAUUCGCAAGGUGUCGACUUGUCCAGAAAUGAAACCGUCUCUGCUUUGAUAUGGCUUAGCCUUGUUCGAUCAAGAUAUGGAGUUCCUUCUUCCGAAGGUGCUGGAUUGAACCCAAAGACGAAGCCAGAAAUAUCCACUGCCCUUAUAAUAUCGCAAAUACGCAAUGUCUUACAACCAAAUCUACCCGAUUCUUACAUUGGGAACGCAAUGGUUUUCAGUGAAGCCCGCGCCAACAUUGAAAGUAUGCUUUCUUCUUUCGACCUAUCGGCUGCUCAGAUUUCUCCUUCAAGCCCGCUUGAUCCUGAUAAGAUCAAACUCUUGGCUGAGUUAGCUCUUUCUAUCCACAACGACUUUCAAAAGACCACAGACGAAUUUGCUCGAAGUACUAUAUCAAGCACGUCAAACAACAGUGACUGGUCGGCGCUGUAUCACAUUGGGGAUAUGUUUAUUAGCAACAUUAGAUCCCUUAAGAUGUACGAGCUUGAUUUUGGAUCUAUUUUGGGCAAAGUGCAGAACUUCGAUGUGCCGGAUAUUCGUAUCCCGGGUUUGGCUUGGUUGAUGCCAGCGCGAUUCCGUGAUAAAUUUGCGCCUUGGGAAGUGAGGAUUUCUUUGGAGGCGGAUGUGAUGGAGCGAUUCCAGGAGGAUAGUUUGAUUAAAUGGGUCAAGUCCAACCAAGGGUACAAGCUUUAG
Penicillium alfredii is the source of this 1437-nucleotide messenger RNA. RefSeq lists its product as uncharacterized. Gene Ontology annotation, molecular function: acyltransferase activity, transferring groups other than amino-acyl groups. Lineage: Eukaryota; Fungi; Ascomycota; Eurotiomycetes; Eurotiales; Aspergillaceae. Gene Ontology annotation, biological process: secondary metabolite biosynthetic process. The transcript has a single exon. The coding region runs from base 1 to 1437 and encodes 478 amino acids. The record is from RefSeq and is a predicted model, not a curated record.